Messenger RNA from Diaporthe amygdali, 1731 nucleotides. RefSeq names its product dihydroorotate dehydrogenase. NCBI's taxonomy places the organism in Eukaryota, Fungi, Ascomycota, Sordariomycetes, Diaporthales, Diaporthaceae. The record is from RefSeq and is a predicted model, not a curated record. The transcript has a single exon. Bases 1 to 1731 code for a protein of 576 amino acids. Gene Ontology annotation, molecular function: dihydroorotate dehydrogenase activity. Gene Ontology annotation, biological process: 'de novo' pyrimidine nucleobase biosynthetic process; pyrimidine ribonucleotide biosynthetic process. Gene Ontology annotation, cellular component: cytoplasm; mitochondrial inner membrane.
AUGUCAGGAGAGGCUCGUGCUGCUUCAAAUUCCCGCCUGCGACAGUCGCUUUCUUCUACGCAACGUCAUUUGUACUUCAACCUUCGUUUGCUCAACACCAGCGAGCCAUUGAGCACUGGCGCCGCCCAGGUUCUCUCCUUGACCAUGGCUCGACUGACACCCUACGGUCUGCGCACCCCUCUGACGGCUCUGCGCGUCUCCAGGCCAGCCCCUCGGCCUCGAUUCUCUCUGCACCAGGCCGCGCUACGCUCUGCGUCCUCCGCCCCGACGACCGAAGCGACCUCGAUCUCCUCGUCUUCCUCUUCCACAUCCUCGAGCUCCCAGCAGCAGAACGAGAGCAAAGCGCCUCCCAGGCAAUCUGCAGUCGGCUUCGGCACGGUCGCCCUCUCCACCUCGCUCCUGGCCUCAGCCUAUCUUCUCUAUCUCUACGCAACCGACACCCGCGCCUCAUACCAACAAUGGCUCAUUCCACCUGUUCUGCGAGCUGUCUACCCCGACGCUGAGGAAGCCCACCACGUCGGCACCAAGGCCCUGAAGUUUCUCUACGAGCUGGGCUUGCACCCACGGGAACGGCCUACACGAGCUCCUGGGAUCGUCCCCGAGCCCAGCGACCUCGCCACUCAGGUGUUCGACGUCACGCUCGCGAACCCGAUAGGCAUAUCCGCAGGCCUGGACAAGGAUGCCGAGAUCCCUGACGUGCUGUUCGAGCUCGGCGCUGGCGUUGUGGAGGUUGGCGGCUGCACCCCGCGGCCACAGGAGGGGAACCCCAAGCCUCGCGUCUGGAGGGUGCCAAGCGUGGAGGGCAUGGUCAACCGGUACGGCCUGAACAGCAGGGGCGCGGACGCCAUGGCCGCGAGACUACGAGAACGCGUACGCAAGUUCGCCUUGUCCCUCGGUCUGACCGAGCGGGAGGUCCUCAACGGGGAGGGAACGGAUGUCCCUCCAGGCAGUCUGCUCCCUGGCAGGCUACUGUGCGUGCAGGUUGCGAAGCAGAAGGACACGGACGAGCGGGACGUUGAUGCCGUGGCGAGGGACUACGUCUACUGCGUGAAUCGGGUGGCUCCCUACGCUGAUGUACUGGUCGUCAACGUCUCCAGCCCCAACACCCCUGGGCUGAGGGACCUACAGGCUGCAGAACCUUUGGGAAGGAUAUUGAGCGCUGUUGUCCAGGAGGCCAGGAAGACAAACCGCAAGACCAAGCCGAAGGUCAUGGUCAAGGUCUCACCCGACGAGGAUGAAAGUGCGCAAAUGGCUGGCAUCGUGCAGGCUGUGUACAUGAGUGAUGUGGACGGUGUGAUCGUGGGCAACACGACCAAGCGGAGAACCGGGCUCGUUCCAGAGGGUGUCAGACUCACAUCCAGGGAGCAGCAGGCAUUGACAGAGACGGGUGGGUUCUCUGGCCCAUCCAUGUUUGAUCGCACGCUUGACUUGGUCGGAAAGUAUCGCAAGAUGUUGGACGCACAGUCUCUGCAGGCUGGUGAGGCGCAGAAUGCUGUCGCCGUCCCAGCUGUAGAGGGCACCGUGUCCGGCAAGGCAGAGAACUCAAAGCAGCCUUCGCAAAAGGUCAUCUUUGCUACAGGUGGCAUCAAGAACGGCGAGCAGGCACUCAAGGUCUUGAACGCAGGCGCCAGCGUGGCUAUGGUCUACACGGGCAUGGUAUACGGCGGAGCUGGUACAGUGACACGGAUGAAAGGGGAGAUGAGGUCGGCGUUGACAAAUGGUAAAGCGUGA